AACACAACAGGAACAGAUGGAUUCUUCUCCUUGUUCGAUAAUAGUGUUUAAUGGAAUCAAGAACUGAAUUGCAGUCUCAUUUAGAAUUCUGUACUUCUACCCACGUCUGCUUGUUUAUAGUACAUGGUUGGAGAUUUAGGCAAAGAUUUUAAGAUAAAAUAUAAAUAUUGUACAAAAUGUUGGCACAGCAGCGAAUAGAAGAUGAUACAGUUGGAAGUGAGGAUUAUCAAGAUUUAAUUGCCAGAAAUGCUGAAAAAAUUGCUAACAGAAGAAAUUUGGCCGCCUUCUGGAUAUUUGGCUUGUGUAACAAUUUUGCCUACGUUGUUAUGUUGAGUGCCGCACAUGAUAUUUUAAAAGAAGAGGAAGGUCCAUCUUCCAAUAGUACCAACUCAUCUAGCUUUUCGACCACAACAGAAUCCCCAGAUUUGUCGUAUUUACAAUGCAAUACAGUCAGCACUGGUGCGAUUCUGUUAGCAGAUAUUCUACCAACACUUCUCGUUAAACUGACUUUUCCAUUUUUCUUGGAAAAAAUUCCAUAUGGUGUUAAAAUUUCUCUUAUCUCAGGAUUCGCCUUGAGUAGUUUUUUAAUAGUGGCACUGGCGCAUGAAGUUUGGCUGAGCAUUUUAGGGGUUGUGUGCGCUAGCAUUGGCGCUGGUUUAGGAGAAAUCACAUUCCUGAGUCUGACGACGUUUUACAACAGGAAUGUGGUUUCCAUGUGGUCGUCUGGCACAGGCGGUGCUGGAGUUUUUGGGGCGCUUGUUUACGCAGGGUUUACGAGUGCCGGCUUGUCACCGAGGAAUUCUCUGUUGAUCAUGAUUGUCAUACCUGUGCUUAUGAUGAUUUCGUACUUUGCCAUCCUGACUAAGUCUGUGCAGAAGGAGAAAAAAGUGGAUGAUUCUACUUUGUUGUUAGAGGAAGAAAAACAAAAGAAGGUGGCUUUGUCGUUUAAACAGAAGCUGAAGCUGAUUCCGUCUCUCUUCAAGUACAUGAUACCUUUGACCUUGGUGUACUUUGGUGAGUACUUUAUCAAUCAAGGUCUACAUGAGUUGUUGUACUUUAAUGGACAAUGGCUAUCUAAAAGUGAGCAGUACAGGUGGUACCAGGUUGACUAUCAAAUUGGAGUUUUCAUCUCAAGGUCUUCAGUUAAUUUAAUUCACAUUAAAGCUCUAUGGGUUUUACCUAUUUUACAGUUUGUAAACCUGGCACUGUUGACGUGCCAGGUUUUUUACAGAUUCAUUCCAAAUAUCUGGAUUGUUUUUGUGAUAGUAUUAUGGGAAGGAUUGUUGGGUGGUGCUGCUUAUGUCAAUACAUUUUUUAGAAUGACCAAUGAGGUACCAGCAGACAAGAGGGAGUACUGUAUUGGUGUUGCUUGUCUGGGCGACUCCGUUGGCAUAGCUCUAGCUGGGGUUGCAGCCAUUCCUUCCCAUAAUUCCAUUUGUAAUUUACAUCUGAAGAUGUAAGAAAUUUUUAGAAAAAUAUAAUAUUACCUCACUAUUUUCCUCAAGCCUAAUAGUUAAUGUUCCAUUGUUUGUGUACCAGCUCUGACUUGUAGUUAUUGUAACCUUUAAUGUUACAAAAUUUGAGGUAAUAUGUAGCAUUUUAAGAGAAUAUUUAUAUUUCCAAAACUUUCUUGAAUUCACUACUACUUAGUGUUACAAAAUAUGAGGUAAUAUGUAGCAUUUUAAGAGAAUAUUUAUACUUCCAAAACUUUCUUGAAUACACCACUAAAAGACAAUCUUGUCUUACUUUGAAAAUAUUUUUAACAUGUUUUAGUAGUGUCUAUUGAGUUUAAAGAUCUGCCCAUAUUUAUUAUUCAUGCUACUGAUGAUCUAUCAAGACAGCACCUCUAAUAUUUAAAAAAAAAAUUAAACUUUUUAUUAAAGAGUUCUGUAUCUUCCUAAUUAUUUUGAUUUAACCAUGAUCAGUGCUGUAAUAUAGUUUUAGAUUACAUUUGGGUCUUAUGUAACUACUACAACAGAUCACAACAUAGUUACGAGUGGUGAUUUUGGAAUUUUAAACAUAUUUGUAUAUUUUUUGUGGUGCAAUGCUGAUAUUUACUGUGCUGAUGUUGCUUAUGAAAAUAUUUCUAAUCACCAUGUCAUCUACUAAGACAGGGGUCGGCAACCUUUUGAAGCGGAAGAGCCAAAAGUUACAAUUUUCAAAAUUUCGCUGGUUUUAAAGAGCCACUAACAUUUUUUUUAUUUUAAAUAUUUAAUAUUUUUAUUAAGAUUAUUAGUAUUUGUUCAAAGAGCUGGAGAGCCGCAUCUUGAUAUCAAAAGAGCCGACCCCUGUACUAAGAAGGUAGAAAAAAAAGCAAAUAGUUUCUUUAAUUACCAUGUUGCUGCUAAAUUUUUUUUAUUUCUCCCACAUUGUUUGGUGGAAGAAAUUUGUUUGAUCUAUGUGUUCUUUAUUUAUACAUGUGACAAAUUUAUGGUUAAAUUAUUCCUGAUGUCACUGUUUUGAUAACAGUGACAUGAUAACUAAAAUGGGUAAAAAAAAAAAUUAGGCUUGUAAUCUAUAUACAAUAAAGAUAGCCUGCAUUAGCAUGUACUGAAAUAUUACUGCAGUGAAUUGAAAUCUACUGUUAUUUAUUUUUUAAAAGCAGUGGAGUUUAAAAAAUUUAUUGUAAGUUGUCUCCCUUCUAAAUGAAAGUAACCUAUUACAAAUUACUGAGAUGGGCCACUGUUAAAUGGCUUUAGAGAAAAGUAAGUUCAUCUAAUAAUUGUGUAGGCUACUAAUAACAAAAAAAUAAAUGUAUAUCUAGUUUGAAUGGUGUAUUAUCUUUAGUCUGCACUGCUGAUUGCUGCUUAUGAAUUUUUCUUCUUGGUUGAAGGAAAUUAUUUUAGUCUAUGAGCACUAUAUUUAUGACAAAUUUAUUGUAAAAUUAUUUUUAUUGUAUUACAUUUUUAUUGUAUCACAUGGAAAUACUUAAAAGCUUUGGUGGUACUGUUCUAUUUGUCAGAUAGCUAUAUAAAAGAUUAUAUAUUAACAUUGUUUUAACUUAUGGUCUGUUUAUUUAAAUUUUUUCUUGUUGUGGACUUAAUUUAUGUUU
This is a messenger RNA of Physella acuta, 3052 nucleotides long. RefSeq names its product battenin. The record is from RefSeq and is a predicted model, not a curated record. Gene Ontology annotation, biological process: regulation of intracellular pH; lysosome organization. Gene Ontology annotation, cellular component: lysosome; membrane. NCBI's taxonomy places the organism in Eukaryota, Metazoa, Mollusca, Gastropoda, Physidae.